GCACUUAAUGCUGUUCAGUAGUAUAAAUAAGUGUAAGAAGCAGCACAGAUAAAACAAGUGGGAGCCUUCUGAGUGCAUUAAUAGUGCCAAAGGAAGAUGAAGCCCACCCUCUAUGUAUUUAUGUUAAUUAUUGCACUUCAUACUGUUGUCCACUGCAAUCACCAACCUGACCACCAUGAUGAUGAUCAGAAAGACAUUGAGACCCAAAAGCCUUCUCCCCCCAUUGAAGACCAUGAAAGUAAGGCCAUGCCCUGUCACAAGAUAGCCCCUAGCAAUGCUGACUUUGCUUUCAGAUUCUAUAGGCAAGCUGCAUCAGAGGCAGCUGGCAAGAACGUUUUCUUCUCACCUGUGAGCAUCUCCACUGCCUUUGCGAUGCUGGCCCUUGGGGCUAGAUCAACCACACUGGCUCAGAUUCUGGAAGGCCUCACCUUUAACCUGACUGAGCUUGAGGAGAAGGAGAUCCAUGAUGGUUUUCAUCAUCUCAUCUGUAUUCUGAACCGUCCUGACAGCAAGAUUCAGCUGAGUAUGGGAAAUGCGGUUUUCAUCGAUGAGAAACUGAAACCACUCCAGAAGUUUUUGGAUGACAUCAAAAGCUUGUAUGAAGCAGAAAGCUCUUCUAGUAACUUUCAGAAUUCCUCAGAAACUGUGAAAGAGAUCAAUGAUUACAUCAAGAGGAAAACCCAUGGGAAAAUUGUUCAGUUAGUCAAGAGUCUUGAUCCAAAUACUGUAAUGGUUCUUGUCAACUACAUUUACUUUAAAGCCUACUGGGAAAAACCUUUUAAUGUUCGACUGACUCGGGAAGAUGCCUUUUUUGCGGAUGAGAACACAACAAUUAAAGUGAAUAUGAUGACCCGAGAUAGUUGGUAUAAAAUUCACAAUGAUAAGGAGCUGUCUUGUAAAGUGGUACAAAUUCCUUACAGUGGAGAUGCCGUAGCACUAUUUAUCCUGCCCGAUGAAGGAAAAAUGAAGCAGGUAGAAGAUGCUCUUGUAAAAGAAACAAUUUCUAAAUGGGAAGCAGCACUUAAAGGAAGAAGAGUCAUUCUGCACGUUCCAAGAGUGUCUGUUUCAGGCACCUAUGACCUAAGUGAGAUCUUCAAACGCCUGGGCAUGACCGAUGUAUUCAGUGACCAUGGAGAUUUGUCUGGAAUCACUGGAAAACCUGAGCUGAAGGUUUCCAAAGCUGUUCACAAGGCUCUGCUGAACGUCCAUGAGAAUGGCACUGAGGCUGCAGCAACUACUGUGGUCGAAAUAGUUCUUACUUCGCUUCCUCCUACUGUUAAAUUCAACAGGCCCUUCUUGUUGUUGAUUGUUGAUAAACACACGUGCAGCAUCCUUUUCAUGGGGAAAAUUGUAAAUCCUACUGAAAAUUAACUGUCUAGCUGGUGUACAUGAUGGUUAAAUCCUCAGGUAUUUUACAUGCCAGUUGGUGUUCAUAUCUAUAUCAAAAAUUUAAUUAACAUUAAUUCCCAAAUAAAUGCACUUGAAUUUGAUAACUCCUAGCCACAGACAUUUUGUUAUUCCAUAAGCCAUUAGAAAGCAAUUUGUGCAAAAUAUUAUUGCUAACAUUAAACUGUGUACUGAUUUGGAAUUACUAUUUUUAAGUGUCAGACAAGGUUCUUUGCGUAAAUGUGAUAUCUUUUAUUAAAC
Alligator sinensis (Chinese alligator) is the source of this 1647-nucleotide messenger RNA. Its product is annotated as alpha-1-antitrypsin-like. Gene Ontology annotation, biological process: negative regulation of endopeptidase activity. The transcript is spliced from 5 exons. The coding region runs from base 97 to 1371 and encodes 424 amino acids. Gene Ontology annotation, molecular function: serine-type endopeptidase inhibitor activity. NCBI's taxonomy places the organism in Eukaryota, Metazoa, Chordata, Crocodylia, Alligatoridae. The record is from RefSeq and is a predicted model, not a curated record.